AUGGACUUUUACGAUUUUUCCAUAAACCAGGCCAUCGAGGCCCUUGACAGCUUGGUCGUGAUUCUCAAAAAGGCCGAGACGGCACCCAACUCGGCCUCGUUCCUCCAGGCCCGCAUCCACGAGGACAUGCUUCCUCUCUCGUUCCAAGUCUACUUCAUCACCAGCCGCAGCAUCAUGCUCGGAAGCCGCCUCGUCGGCGAGGAGCCGCCCAAGACCGAGGAUGACUUGAAGAGCUUUGCCGAAUUUUACGCGCGCAUCGCCGAGGCCCGCGCCGCGCUCGCAAAGCUCGACAGGGAGACAAUCAACAGCCGCGCGAAUGUACCCCUCACUUUUGGUCUCGGCCCCGGCAAGCCUGCCCAUGCCAACGGCAUCAUUUACUGCACCGGCUACGCCAUCCCCAACAUUUACUUUCACCUGACCACAAUCUACAAUAUUUUGCGCAAGGAGGGCGUUCCCCUGGGCAAGGUAGAUUUUCUCCGCGUUUUUCUCGGCAAGCACAUUGAUUAUUAA
This is a messenger RNA of Beauveria bassiana ARSEF 2860, 510 nucleotides long. Its product is annotated as helix-turn-helix domain-containing protein. The coding region runs from base 1 to 510 and encodes 169 amino acids. NCBI's taxonomy places the organism in Eukaryota, Fungi, Ascomycota, Sordariomycetes, Hypocreales, Cordycipitaceae. The record is from RefSeq and is a predicted model, not a curated record. The transcript has a single exon.